Rhea pennata is the source of this 1972-nucleotide messenger RNA. It is a transcript of the gene RASGRP4, whose product is annotated as RAS guanyl releasing protein 4. Gene Ontology annotation, cellular component: plasma membrane. Gene Ontology annotation, biological process: Ras protein signal transduction; positive regulation of GTPase activity. The record is from RefSeq and is a predicted model, not a curated record. Lineage: Eukaryota; Metazoa; Chordata; Aves; Rheiformes; Rheidae. Gene Ontology annotation, molecular function: guanyl-nucleotide exchange factor activity.
GGCGGGGGCCGCCGGCCCCGCGCCCGGCCCCGGCGCCAUGGACCGCCGCGAGAGCAAGAGGAAGGGGGCCCGGCGGCCCUGCCGGAGGCGCAUGACCUGCCCGACGCCGCGCGACGUCAGCCGGGCGAUGGCGAGCGCCGGGCUGGGCGAGCUGCCGCACGCCUGCAGCCUCGAGCAGCUCCUGGAGCGCUGCCUCGACGCCUUCGACCUGGACGGGCGCCUGUGCCGCGGCGAGUACACGGUGGACAUGACGCUGACGGUGCACAGCUGGGUCGUGCCCUCGGCCGAGCUGGCGCGCCGCCUCCUCGCUAUAUAUCCUGCCCGGACGCCUGGGAGGGCCUCGCGGGCCGGGCAGGACGAGCGGGCGCUGCGCGUCUGCUUCUUCGUGCGGCACUGGGUCACCCACUACCCCGAGGCCUUUCGGCUGGAGCCGGCGCUGGAGGAGGCGGUGGGCGAGCUGCGGCGGGCGGCGCUGCUCGAGGGCCGCGAGGGCCACGGCCGCCUGCUCGACACCAGCCCCGCGGUGUGCGCGCGGCCCCCCCGGCUGAGCCCGCCGCGGCCGCGGCGCCCCGGCGCCCCGGGCUGCAGCCCCAAGCGGAAGCUCUCGCUGCUCUUCGACCACCUGGACGCGGCGGAGCUGGCCGAGCACCUCAGCUGCCUCGAGCACCGCGCUUUCUGCCGCCUCUCGUGCCAGGAUUACCGGCGCUACGUGCAGCGGGGGGGGGCGCAGGGCAGCCCGGCGCUGGAGCGCGCCGUCGCCCUCUGCAACGGCGUCUGCCAGUGGGUGCAGCUGAUGGUGCUGAGCCGCCCCACGGCCCCCCAGCGCGCCGAGGUCGUCGCCAAGCUCACCCGCCUCACCCAGAAGCUGCGGGAGCUGCAGAACUUCAACACGCUGAUGGCGGUGGUGGGGGGGCUCUGCCACAGCUCCAUCUCCCGCCUCAAGGACACCCAGGCCCUGCUGCCCCCCGAGGUGGCCAAGGCGCUGGGGGCCAUGGCGGAGCUGGUGUCGGCGCGGGGCAACUUCGGGGCGUACCGGCGGGCGUUCGGCGCCUGCCGCGGCUUCCGCCUGCCGCUGCUGGCCGUGCACCUGAAGGACCUGGCGGCGCUGGACGCGGCGCUGCCCGGGCGCCUGCCCGGCGGCCGCCUCAACCUGCCCAAGCUGCACGGCCUCUACCAGCACGCGCUGGACCUGCGGGCGCUGCAGCGCCUGGCGCCGCCCUUCCGCGCCGACCCCCACCUCCUCCGCCUGCUCUCGCUCUCCCUCGACCUCUUCUACACGGAGGAGGAGCUGUACGAGCUGUCGCACGCGCGGGAGCCGCGCUGCCCCAGGGCCCUGCCCCCCGCGCCCGGCAAGGCCCCCCCCGAGGGCGCCUGGGCCCCCCCCGCCGCCCCGCCGCCCCCCGCCGCCGGCCACCACGAGCAGCAAACGCCGGAGCCCGCGUUGCCGCACGAGGACCUGGAGAAGGCGGCGGCCGAGGCCCCGGCGCCCCCCGCGCUCGCCCUCCCCUCUGCCCCCCGCCUCUGGGGCGUCUCCAAGCAGAGCUACCGCUGCCACGGCUGCGGCACGAGCUGCCCCAAGCAGUGCAAGGACCUGCUGGAGGGCGAGUGCAAGAGCCGCUCGCUCGCCCGCCGGCCGCCCGCGGCCCCUCUGACCCCGUCCCGCGCAGGAGGCCAGGAGGACGGGGACGAGGAGGAGGAGGAGGAGGAGGAGGAGGAAGAAGAGGUCUUCGCCGAGGGCAGCCCCUGGGGAGGCCGCCGCGACGCCGCGACGCAGACGGAGCCGAUGGCGCCCGCCGGCGCCGCCGCGCUGCUGGCGCAGCUGGAGCAGCUGCGGGAGGAGCGCGACCGGCUGCUGGAGGAGAACCGGGGGCUGCGGCCGGCCCCGGGGGGGGCGGCGGCGGCGCUGCCCCCGCUGCUGGGGGCCAUGGGGGCCCUGCGCCUGCAGCCCGGCCCCGGCGCCCCCCCCCAAUAA